Messenger RNA from Conger conger (European conger), 4616 nucleotides. It is a transcript of the gene zbtb40, whose product is annotated as zinc finger and BTB domain containing 40. Gene Ontology annotation, biological process: regulation of transcription by RNA polymerase II. Gene Ontology annotation, molecular function: RNA polymerase II cis-regulatory region sequence-specific DNA binding; DNA-binding transcription factor activity, RNA polymerase II-specific; protein binding. The coding region runs from base 126 to 3659 and encodes 1177 amino acids. Lineage: Eukaryota; Metazoa; Chordata; Actinopteri; Anguilliformes; Congridae. The record is from RefSeq and is a predicted model, not a curated record. The transcript has 18 exons. Gene Ontology annotation, cellular component: nucleus.
CUCUAAAGAAGAAGACCGUUCGCCAUGUUCAAAAUACAGAAUCUUUAUUGCUCAUCCAAAUUUUGUCCACCGAUGGAGUUUAAAUAAAGAGCUGGAUUAUUUGAAUAACAGUUAAGUCGUUACCUAUGGAGCUCCCCAGUUACAGCCGGCAGCUCUUGCAGCAGUUGCACACCCUGCGUAAGGAGGGCCAGUUCUGCGACUGCACCAUCCUGGUGGGGGACGACCCGCACAGGGCCCACAAGCUUGUGCUAGCCGCCUCCAGCCUGCUGUUCAAGUCUGUGCUGGAGGGCUCCGACAGCAUCUCCAUCGACCCUGCCGUGGUCACCUCCCAGGAGUUCUCCAACCUGCUGGAGAUGGUCUACACAGGCAAGCUGCCCCCAGGCAAGCACAACCUCACCCGGGUCAUCACCGCUGCAGACAGCUUGCAGAUGUUCGAUGUGGCCGUCAGCUGCAAGAACAUCCUCACCAGCCUCAUGAAGCCGUCGCCCGUGCAGUCUCCCACCAAAGACCAGCAGAGCUCUGGCUCCAACGGCCAGGCUGCUUCUGCAGACGCCGCUAUGCCUAGCUCAAAUAAGGAGCCUUCACAAGCCAACUGUACUGGGGCUCUAGAGGAGACUGAGAUGGCCGCAUCUGGGAAUCAAGAGGUCAACAGUAGUUCUAGUGAGGACACUGCCAUUACAGACCAGCUGGCUGACCAGUCUGCCAUGCAAGAUCUCCACAGUGGUCUCGCGGCACCAUCUUGUAAAAAAGCUUGCCUGGAGUCUCCAGAUAACAAAGGGACAGAGGAGAGAGACUUGGCGUUCCUGUGCCGGAACAUGGACAGGGUCUCUGAGGUGGUCUGGGAUGUGCAGCCCUGGCUGAAAGCAGUGGAGACCUGGGAGGCCAUUUCAAAUGCGGAGAGACGGGUGAUUUUAGACUGCUGUAAAGAAGAUGCAGAAGGGUCCGGGGUUCUGCGCAGACUCUUAAACACAGUGACCGAGGGCCAGGGCCUCUCCUCUCACACCGUCCUGGCAUUUCUGGGCCUCUUCACAGAGGCAAACCCAGACCUGGCCACUCUGCUGCAGAAAGGGACAGAGCUUGAGGAAGGGGACAGUAUGGAGUGUGAGGAAGGGGAUAGCAUUGAGGCUGAAGCAGACCAGGCUGUUGGGGAGAAGCCCAGAAGUUGUGUGCUGCUGGACCACGCUGCAGACCUGAUUGACAGCCUCUCUGAGAUCAGCUCCGUCUCAGAGAGCUUGAACACGGCUGCUGAGAGCUGUCUGGAGGAGCAGGAGAGGAAGGUUGUAGAGGAGUGCUGCAGAGAUCCGGACCCACGGGAGGCAGCGGAGCACCUGGUGAGCAGGGUGAAGGAGGGGGCGUUGAGUGAGGAAGGCCUGCUCAAGGUGCUCCAGGCCCUCACACAGAACUCCCCCAGCCUGGAGCAGCUGCUGGCCAGGGUCUACGCACACCAGGACCCCAGCGACAAACAUCUCGGUGAAAACCAGGAUGAGGAGUAUGCAGUCAGUCUAUUGACAAAGUACCGGUGCAGGCUCUCAGAAUCACCUGUGCAUCUCGAGGCUCUCCAACGCGGCCUAGAGGCUAUGACUGGUAUUGCAGCAGAAGAGAAAGAGUGUAUCCAGGCCCAGCUGAAUGAGGACGGUGGUGCUCAGGGUGUGGACGGGAUGCUGUGUGUGGCGCUGGAGGGAGGCUCCGGCCUGGCCCUGACGGUGUGGAGGCUGCUCUUCCGAGCUGCAGCCUGGGCCCCCACGCUGGGCUCGCUCCUCCAGGAGGUCCGGGAGGAACCUGGAGCCCAGAAACUCCUCCACUCUGUGAUGGACCCUGAGAGCCUGUUCCUGGACAUCCUGCUCAAGCACCGAGCCUUGAUCCUGGAGACGGUGGGUGACGUGAGCUUCCUGGAGGAUGUGGUGAAAGAAGCGGAAAGCCAACCGCAGGAAGUCACUGAGUUCAUCGGAAGCUGCGGGACGGGGAACGAGAGUGCGUCGGUGAAGGAGGUCCUGGCCCGGGUCUUAGAGGAGCAGUCUCUGCCCGCCCAGCCGUUCUGCACCCUGCUCACCCUCAGCUCCGUCCCUCAGCUCCUCCCCCUGAAAGAGGACCUGGAGCAGGCAGCGAAAGAGGUGGAGCUGAGGGCGGAGCCGCUGGCGGCGGGCGGGGCGCAGGACAGGCGGGGCAGGGGGAGGAGGAAGGAGUUUUUCUGCCAGUGGUGCGGGAAGGCCUUCGCCUUCAUGUGCCGGAUGGAGGUGCAUCGCAGGAGGUGCUGCCUGUCCAAGGAGGCGCGGCACCGCUGCCCCCAGUGCCCCGAGGAGCUGCCCACCCCGCGGGCGCUCAAACAGCACCUGUCCCAGGCCCACCAGGCCCCCGUCCCCAAGAAGAGGAAGAAGCAGGAGCAGGUGGCCUGCGACAUCUGUGGGAAGACCUUUGCCCACCCGUCAGGUAUGAUGUACCACAAGCGAACCGAACACUUUGACGAGAAGCCCUACGUGUGUAAGGAGUGUGGGGCCAAGUUUGCGGCCAACUCCUCGCUGAAGAACCACAUGCGUCUGCACACGGGGGAGAGGCCCUUUCUCUGUAAACACUGCGACAUGAGCUUCAGCCAGGCUGCCGCCCUCUCCUACCACACCAAGAAGAAGCACUCUGAAGGAAAGAUGUACGCUUGCCAGUACUGUGAAGCGCUGUUCGCCCAGUCCAUUGAGCUGACACGGCAUGUGCGCACACACACGGGGGACAAGCCCUAUGUCUGCAGGGAGUGUGGGAAGGGCUUCAGCCAGGCCAACGGACUGUCGGUUCACCUGCAGACCUUCCACAACAUAAUGAACCCCCAUGACUGUCAGAAGUGCCGGAUGAGUUUCCCGUCCCUGGAGGACCACAGGCAGCACAUCCAGCAGUGCCACCCCAAGGAGUUCCACCAGUGUGACGUGUGCAGCAAGAUCUUCGCCACGGCGACCCUGCUCAUGAAGCACAUGGUCACCCACAUCGGAAAGAAGCCCUUCAGCUGCAAGAUCUGCCACAAGGCGUACCAGCAACUCUCUGGACUGUGGUACCACAACCGCACCACCCACCCCGAGGUGUUCGCUGCCCAGGGCCCCCGCCACCUGAAGUCUGUGUUUCAGUGCAGCAACUGCAACAAGGCCUUCUGCACCAACGCCAGCCUGCUCAAGCACCAGAAGGCUGAGCACCCAGAGAAGCUCUAUGAGUGUGAGAACUGCAGCCAGGCCUUCACACAGCUCGAUGCGCUGGAGGCCCACAAGAAGGAAGAUCACCCCGACUCUCAGGAGUUCCGCUGCCUGUACUGCCCCAGCUCGUACCAGAGCGCGGUGGAGCUGCAGGAGCACCUGUGCAGCCAGCACUUCAGCCAGGAGGGAGAGGCCUUCGGCUGCACCCACUGCAGCCUCAUCUUCCCCACCCAGCUGGAGGUGCAGGAGCACUUCCUGUCCCAACACCAGGAGGUGCUGGGGGAGGACCCCCAGGCCUCCACCUCCCAAAUGGUGAUCCAGACAGAGGAACCUGCCAGCGGGACAGACCAGGUGCUCGCCCUGGGCGGGUCGCAGGUGUACGUGGCUCUGACGGACUCGGAGAGCGACCCCACGCGCUCGGAGAUCGUGGCGGUCAACAUGGACGACCUGCUGGACGGCUCCAUCACCUUCAUCUGUGAGGAGGGUCAGUGAACCGGCCAGCCUUCGGCCCUGUGCCACACCACACCGCACCAAGGUUUAAUCCGGGGGUGUGUCGGGCUGGCCAUGUAGUCGUGAAUCAGCCUUUUCAGGACUGUCUAAUUGAUGUGUGUUUGGUUUUCGGGCUGCACUUCUUUGGGAAAUGCAUUAUGAAAUGUAAUGUUUUCAUUCAUGUGUAUGUUCAAUCAUGAUUGUGACUAAUAUUCUUCUGUGAAAGACCUGCGUGAAUGCCCUUGAAUCAUUCUCUGAAAAGAAUAUCCAAUUUUAUCGAUAAACUUUAGUUAUACUUUUGGUUUUAAAAUCGACCGUACCUGUGUAAGAUGACCCUUAAGGGGCUGAUUGAUAAGUGUUUGGUACGUCCAUGGAGAAGGGAGCAGUUUCACGGCUUAUGUUGUGCUCUUAUGUUCUUAACACAGCUUCUUCUCUGUCACUUCAGUAAGUCUUAGUGUUUGACUGUACAGAACCAGUCCCAGUGUUUGACUGUACAGCACCUCUGUGUCACUUCAGUAAGUCUUAGUGUUUGGCUGUACAGCACCUCUGUGUCACUUCAGUAAGUCUUAGUGUUUGGCUGUACAGCACCUCUGUCAGUUCAGUAAGUCCUGGUGUUUGGCUGUACAGCACCUCUGUCAGUUCAGUAAGUCCUGGUGUUUGGAUAUACAGCACUUCCUGUGUGUAUUCCUCUCAUGUAUCUCAUGUAUUCUUCUUGCCCAGUCCUCAUGGUGCAAACACAGCCACUGGUCUGUUGAGUAAUCCAUAUUUGACAUACAAAUGCUGGGCCUCAUCAAUUGGUUAUUGGAGUAAUUCUGCCGAUCAUUUGUGUAUGGCUGAUUUCCGAAUAGGCGAAAUCAUUAAUUUAUAAUCUAUUUAUUUUUGUGUAUUGCACUGUCUGGAGGUAUAACGUAGGGACAAGAUUGAAUAAAGCAGUCAUUCAUGCUUAAUUGCAUAUUUUAA